Molecule: messenger RNA, 811 nt
Organism: Cuscuta campestris
Lineage: Eukaryota; Viridiplantae; Streptophyta; Magnoliopsida; Solanales; Convolvulaceae
Source: the annotation of a GenBank genome assembly
UAACCAAACCACUAAUCCAAUUUAAUUCUAAGUCAUCAUUCCCUAACCCAAGGGCUUCCAUUCUUUACUUUAUUCAAUUCAACUUUAGGCAAACGCAGAAUGAAAAUACUGCACAAUAUCAUGAAUUGAAGCCAUUAUGUGCUUAUAAUCGUUUUACCCAAACAUCUGGCAAUUCGCAUACAUAUAUUCGUGUUCUAUGAUUGCAGGUUGUGAAAGCCAUUGAAGGUCUAAUCCCAAAGCUGAAUGAGGAGGAGGAGAAGGAUGGUGAUCCCAGAAUGGAUGAAUUUCAGAGCAUGGAGAAGCAAAUGAAAGCAAUAGAGAAGAAAGCAGAAUCAAUGGCAAGAAGGGAGCUUCGGGCAGGGUUGGGCUACCUGGUGAUUCAGACAGCAUUGUUCCUGAGGUUGACAUUCUGGGAGCUGACAUGGGAUGUAAUGGAACCCAUUUGCUUCUUUGUCACCUCUGGCUACGCCAUGGCUGCUUAUGCUUUCUUCUUAAGAACCUCCAAAGAACCAUCUUUUGAAGCCUUCUUCCAAGCCCGCAUUGGCGCGAAAAAGAAACGAUUGAUCCAGCUUCAGGGUUUCGACACCCACAAGUAUCAUCAGCUCAAAAAGAUUUGUGAUCCCUCUUCUUAAUUCCCUGUGAUGGUACGAUAAUAACAUAAUAACUUCACACAAAAGCUUUUCCAGAUUCUUCUUUUCCUCCUCCUGCAGUCUUUGGCUCCAUUUGUCGAACAAAGUUUACAUUUUGGCUGGUGCAGCGGCUCUGUAUGUAUAUUAUUGAUGAAGAGAUUGAAUGAAUGUGCAAUGACUUU